This is a messenger RNA of Erigeron canadensis, 2645 nucleotides long. RefSeq names its product STE20/SPS1-related proline-alanine-rich protein kinase-like. The coding region runs from base 401 to 2404 and encodes 667 amino acids. NCBI's taxonomy places the organism in Eukaryota, Viridiplantae, Streptophyta, Magnoliopsida, Asterales, Asteraceae. Gene Ontology annotation, biological process: protein phosphorylation. The record is from RefSeq and is a predicted model, not a curated record. Gene Ontology annotation, molecular function: protein serine/threonine kinase activator activity; ATP binding; protein kinase activity. The transcript has 22 exons.
AAUAACAUAAAUCAGCAUGCAACAAUCCUUACCUGUUCCUCCGCCGAUCUCUUAUUAACCCCUCCUAAUUUCUCUCACCGGAAUCUCCACCAUUCCAAACACCAUUCUCAAUUUCACUCCACAUUAUAUAUAUACAACCUAUACAUACAUAUAUACGCAUCUAUAUAUCUAUAUAUAUUUAUAAAUCCUGAAUAUCGCUUCAUUUUUCAGUUAUCCUUCUUCUUCUUCUUCUUCUUCAACAAUGAAUCAAAAGUCAAUUCCUAGAUAUUUUUAUAGAAUUCGGAAUCGACGUCGAUUGGCUGGAAGCUGUAUCUGCAUCUGCGUGGUGUUUGAUGUUCAAUAGUCUAUAAAAAAAAGUGAUUAUUAUCAUUAUUGUUUGUUGAAUUUUGUGAUUAAAAAAAUGGAGAAGAAAAAGUAUCCAGUUGGAGCAGAGCAUUAUGAGUUGUAUGAGGAGGUAGGGCAAGGCGUUAGUGCUUCGGUUUUUCGAGCUAAGUGUCUUCCGAACAACGAGAUUGUUGCUAUUAAAGUUCUUGAUUUUGAACGCGCUAGCAGUGAUUUGAACAAUAUAUCGCGUGAAGCUCAGACAAUGAUACUGGUUGAUCAUCCAAAUGUCCUUAAAUCUCACUGCUCCUUUGUCAAUGACCAUAACCUAUGGGUUGUCAUGCCUUUUAUGCCUGGUGGCUCUUGCCUCCAUAUACUCAAGUCUGCCCAUCCUGAUGGUUUUGAUGAAAUUGUUAUUGCCACUAUUCUACGUGAGGUACUAAAGGCACUUGAUUAUCUUCACCAUCAUGGCCUCAUUCAUCGAGAUGUCAAGGCUGGAAACAUCCUCAUUUGUGAGCGUGGUACAAUUAAGCUGGGAGAUCUUGGUGUUUCUGCUUGCUUAUUUGAUUCUGGUGAUAGACAGCGUAUGAGGAAUACAUUUGUUGGGACACCGUGCUGGAUGGCACCUGAGGUUAUGGAACAAUUACAUGGCUAUGACUUCAAGGCUGAUAUCUGGUCAUUUGGCAUAACAGCUCUGGAGCUUGCUCAUGGGCAUGCUCCUUUUUCAAAAUAUCCCCCAAUGAAGGUUUUGCUUAUGACUUUGCAAAAUGCACCUCCUGGUCUUGACUAUGAGAGGGACAAGAAGUUUUCAAAGUCUUUUAAGCAGAUGAUUGCGAGUUGCCUGGUUAAAGAUCCUUCAAAACGUCCUUCUGCAAAAAAGCUUCUGAAGCAUCCUUUUUUCAAACAAGCUAAAUCGAACGAGUUUAUAGCACGUAAGCUAUUGGAAGGACUGCCAGCACUUGGUGACCGUCUCCAGGCAUUGAAGAAAAAGGAAGAAGAUAUGCUUGUGCAAAAGAAAAUACCGGAUGGACAAAAGGAGGAAAUGUCACAGAAUGAAUAUAAACGAGGGAUUAGUAGUUGGAACUUUGACCUUGAAGAUCUGAAAGCUCAGGCUAACUUGAUCCAGGAUGAGGAGCCUGUAUGUAACAAAGAUCAUUCAGGCAUCUCGAGCUCUCAAAAUGGGACUGGUUCAGGUGAAAGCGAACUUCCUCAUCAAUUGACGUACACUGGAGGGUCUUCAGAAACUACAGAUGUAGCAGGAUUUUCUUCAAUUUCUGACUCCACUGCAGCAUCCUCUAUAAGCAAUUGCGUGAGUUCUACCAAUGGACAUCUGAGUUUCCACAAUUCCUCUUUCCAUGUUGAAAAUUGCGACAAUAAUGAUGUUACUGGAAAGCAAAACUUGGAUAUUAGUCAAAAACCCUCGAAUGGUGUUGUUUCUGUUUCUCACCCUGGGGAGGAUUCAUCUGGAUGCAUUACAGCCAAUAAUGGCAAGUUGCAAAGCCAGAUUCCUGCAGUCUCCAGCUCUAAUGGAUCUCAAUCGGUCACGAUAGCAGAUGUGGUGACAUCUGAGUCCGUUAAAUCUUCCAAAACAUUAACUGCUGAUGAACAAGAUGAGAAAGCAAAGUGCCAUGUUAUUCAACAGAAAGGGCGUUUUAAAGUUACCUCCGAGAAUUCGGAUGCCGAUAAGGGUUCUUCAUCUCCUCGACUGCUAAAGAGUCCGAGCAUGCGGGUAAUAAUUGAGCAUCCAUUUGGUACUCAACUGACACAAGGUGAUGCUGCUUGUAUGCCACACAAUCAACCCACGCAUCAUCCUACAGGUCAUUCUGUUCAGCCAACAAAUAAUCUUCAAAGGAACGACCCUCUGAGCCUCACAAAGCAACUCUCGAUUGGUGACACUGCAGGUAGCAGCAGCUUAGGCAUGGGGUCUUUAACAGCCGACACUACUAGACAGGAAAAAUCGAAGCUAGAUGCAACUGACGAUAUAGAAAAGGAAAUACUUAAUGAAAUAACCGAUUUACAACGGAGGCUCUUAUUUAAACAGGAGGAGCUCCAAAAGCACAGAGCUGGAAAUGGCCAGGCUUGAGUGUUAUCAGACCUUCAACCAAACCAAAUCAGAAGGAAACUCUUUUCAUCCAAAGUUGCUUACCAAAUAAAGAGGUUCAAAUUGUUCAUGCACAUACACGUAGAUUUAGUGAUUAUUUGCUUGGAUUUUUGGGAAUAGCUUAUAUAUUUUUCUUUCAUUGUGUUUUGGUGCUUACCUUCUUCAUUGCCAAUACUGCUUGGAACUUUUGUAUAUGAUGUGACCCAAUUAUUCAUAGACUCAA